UGUUCUCAUACUCAAAAAUUCAGUGUUUCUUGCAUUCAGUCUACCCACUAUUACUUCCACCCCAAUCAGCUUAUUAACCUUGCUGUACAGUAUAACACAAGCAUAAUUUUCUCAUUUACCUUCAAACAACUUGUCAACACUCCCAUUACUCAACUGACUGUACAAUACCAGGAACUAUUAGGCAAUGACAUAUUUAUGACCUUGGUCUAUGUGCAAGCAGCUCUUGAAGAAUAUUGUUGUAUCAUGGCUGCAGAAGAGCCCAAAAUUUUGAUGCACACCAGUGACUGCCAAGAUCCAGUAGGCUAUAAUGAGGACUGGCAUGCUAUCUGGUGGAAUGGCAUGGCUUAUUUCCUUCUCAAUAGACAAAAUCCACAACCAUAUCAUGAAGCCAUCAAAUACUUUAAAAAUUUGCAGUUCGGGCGUGUUAGCAGAGGGUGCAAGGAACUUAUGUUCAUGAUUAUCAGAGAGGGAGUAGCAUUCAACCAUGCUAAUCAAUUCAUUGACAAAGCUUGCUAG
Molecule: messenger RNA, 516 nt
Organism: Suillus fuscotomentosus
Lineage: Eukaryota; Fungi; Basidiomycota; Agaricomycetes; Boletales; Suillaceae
Exons: 1
Source: RefSeq, a predicted model, not a curated record